GAUACAGGCUCCCUUUUUAAAAAAAUAUUCCACAUAAAUGUCAUCAGAAUGCAUCCUUUCAUCCGUCCUAACUCUAAUGUAUGACUUUUUAAUCAGAAUCCAAUUGGGGAAAAAAAGCUUUUAAAAAUCAAUUUACUCUCCUCAGACUAUCCACAUUUGAUUUUCUAUCUUUGUACCUUUGACCCCUUCUGCUUUAAAUUCAUCCCAUUCAUCCAUUUAUUGUGCAUGUGUGUGUGUUGGUGUAUGUUAAUCACACACGCUUUUGUCGCAUCUCGAAGGUUGUAAGAGUGCCUGAUGGCCCUCUAAUCAUAUCGACGGAGGAAGAGGUGCACGAGAGCCGUGACCGGCGGCGACCAUCGAUCAUCUCGUGCAUCAAACGCUCGUCUGAGGAGGGAGGAGGAGAAUUGAAUUGUGAUUGACAUCCACCGGCGCUUCCCUUUAAUAACGAUGAAGGAGUGAGGACGCUACCGGAAGUGGAGCGUGACAGCUGCUGACGCUUGCCACUUUGGCAAGUCCUGUCAGCAGCAGCGUGUUGUUGCGGCGCUGCGUGGCACUGCUUGCCUGGGACUGCUUGUGAUUGACGAACCCCCCCACACACCGCCACCGGCACCCAUGGCGCACAUGGCCCAAAGCCUGACUCUAUCAGCGGCGCGGAGCUAGCUUCAACCUAUCUCCCAUGGGUGUCGCUGCCGGUAGCGUCCUGCAUGAGUCGUCGUCCGGUGCGGCAAACCACCGCAGAGUGGCUCGGCUCGGUCCGCCGGAGAGAUCGUGUGUCGGCCGGAGAGCAGGACGACGAGAUGUGAUGCCAGAGUCGGGCUGCAAAACAAAGGUCCGAGUGUAGGAAAAGCCUCCAGAUUGCAGUACGACGCAUCCAGCCAUCCCUCCCGCCAUGUUCCGGAACAGCUUGAAGAUGCUGCUCACGGGAGGCAAGGCCAACCGCAAGAGUCGCAGCAGCGAUGGUGGGAGCGAGGAACUGGCAGAGCCCCGCUCGCCCGGUCUAGACCCUCACCUGAGCCACUUCGGCCAAGGUGGCAGCUUGGACGACGACUGCGCCUUUGAGGUCGACUACUACGCCGCUUUGCCACCGCCUCCGUCGCCGUUCUCCAUGGCCGAAGGUGUCCAGCACAUUCGCAUCAUGGAGGGCGUGUCGCGCUCGCUGCCCUCGUCGCCGCUGCUCGGUCACCAGGCGCUCGGUAUCCGGCUGCAGGCCGUCAAAAAGCUCACAGCCCCUCUUCGGAAAGCAAAGUUCGUGGAGAGCCCUCGCGUUCCGCAAUCGGAGCUCGGCUCCUCCGACCCAGCCGGGAAUUCCCACCUGGACAGAUUGUGCCUAGGGGAGUCGAGCCAGGAGCUGGGCCCCCCGCCCACGGUGGAUGAGGCCGCCAACACAUUGAUGACGCGCCUGGGCUUCCUUCUGGGAGACAAAGCGAGCGAGGGGCCAGCCGGUCCCCACUACAGCAUGGAGGAGCCCGAGGCCAGACAGCAGGGUCAGAACCAGCGCAUCAGCCCAUGCUCCACGCUAACCAGCAGCACUGCCUCGCCCCCCGCGGGCAGCCCCUGCUCCACCCUGCCCGCCACCAUGUCGGGCCAGCCGGGCACCAGAGAGUGCGCCUACGGCUCCGUCACCAGUCCGACCUCCACGCUGGAGAGCAGGGACAGCGGAAUCAUCGCAACGCUGACCAGCUACUCUGAGAACAUGGAGCGCGGCGGCGGCGGCAAGCACGGCUGCGAGGGCUCACGUGGCAACCUGAAGCUGUGGCAGUCGCAGAAAUCAGGCAUGGACUCCUUCCUCUACCGCGUGGACGAGAACAUGACGGCGUCCACGUACAGCCUCAACAAGAUCCCCGAACGCAGCCUGGAGAGCAUGUCCUCACACUCUGCCCACUCCAUCCCCUUGUACCUCAUGCCCCGACCUAAUUCUGUGGCCGCCACCAGCUCGGCCCACUUGGAGGACUUGGCCUACCUUGACGAGCAGAGGCACACCCCCUUGCGCACCUCUCUGCGCAUGCCCAGACAAAGCACCACUUGCGGACCUGGCCGCCCGGGGCAGGACCUGAGAGGUUCCGCUAGCAACUCCCAUCCCUGGCAGUCGCAGUCACCAGUACAUUUUGCGCCGUACCGGCCCCAGGACAUCGCCCUGAAACCGCUGCUUUUUGAGGUACCGUCCAUCACGGUGGACUCUGUGUUCACUGGACGCGAGUGGCUCUUCCAGGAGAUCGACGGCCACCUCAACCGGCCCGGCAGCAGCCGCGGCGUGAUCGUGGUCGGCAACAUCGGCUUCGGCAAGACGGCCAUCAUCUCCCGCCUGGUGGCGCUGAGCUGCCACGGCACACGCAUGCGUCAGAUCGCCUCCGACAGCCCGCAGGCCUCGCCCAAACAUGGCGAGGGGCUCCCUCUCAGCCAGCCCCAGCCCACGCAUGGCACGCUGGGGGGAGGCAGCUGUCCCGGCACCCCUGAGAUGAGACGGCGCCAAGAGGAGUCCAUGAGGAGGCUCGCUUCUCAGGUGGUGGCUUACCAUUACUGCCAGGCAGACAACGCCUACACUUGCCUGGUGCCCGAGUUUGUGCACAACGUGGCGGCGCUGCUGUGCCGCUCGCCUCACCUGGCGGCCUACAGGGAGCAGAUGCUGCGCGAGCCGCACCUGCAAAGUGUGCUGAGCCUGCGCUCCUGCGUCCAGGACCCGCUGGCGUCCUUCAAGAGGGGUGUGCUUGAGCCCUUAGAUGCUCUCUACAAAGAGAGGAAGAUCAACUCCGAGGAGGACCUGAUCGUUCUCAUCGACGGCCUGAACGAGGCCGAGUUCCACAAACCCGACUAUGGAGACACCAUCGUCUCCUUUCUCUGCAAGACCAUCCACAAGUUCCCCCCCUGGCUCAAGCUGGUGGUCACGGUACGGACCACCUUGCAGGAGAUCACCAACCCGUUGCCGUUCCACCGCAUCUCACUGGACGGUCUGGAGGAAAACGACGCUAUCGACCAGGACCUGCAGGGUUACAUCCUGCACCGCAUCCACAGCAGCCCGGAGAUCCAGAACAACAUCUCGCUCAACGGCAAGAUGGACAACACCACCUUCGGCAAACUCAGCGGACACCUUAAGGCCCUCAGCCAGGGAUCUUACCUGUACCUCAAGCUCACCUUUGACCUUAUCGAGAAGGGCUACCUGGUUCUCAAGAGCUCCAGUUACAAGGUGGUUCCGGUCAACCUGGCCGAGGUGUACCUCCUGCAAUGCAACAUGCGCUUCCCCACGCAGUCCUCAUUCGAGCGGGCGCUGCCGCUGCUCAACGUGGCCGUGGCUUCGCUGCACCCGCUCACCGAUGAGCAGAUCUACCAGGCUAUCAAUUCCGGCUCGCUGCAGGGAACGCUGGACUGGGAGGACUUCCAGCAGCGUGUGGACAACCUGUCCAUUUUCCUGGUGAAGAGGCGGGACGGCACCCGCAUGUUCGUCCACCCGUCAUUCCGGGAGUGGUUGAUAUGGCGGGAGGAAGGCGAGAAGACCAAGUUCCUGUGUGAUCCCAGGAGCGGCCACACCCUGCUGGCCUUCUGGUUCUCACGGCAGGAGAACAAGCUGAACCGGCAGCAGACCAUCGAGCUGGGCCACCAUAUCCUCAAAGCACAUAUCUUCAAGGGUCUCAGCAAGAAAGUGGGCGUGUCAUCGUCCAUCUUGCAAGGCCUAUGGGUGUCCUACAGCACAGAGGGUCUGUCGGCAGCGCUCUCGUCACUGAGGAACCUUUACACUCCCAACAUUAAGGUGAGUCGGUUGUUGAUGCUGGGAGGGGCCAACGUCAACUACCGCACCGAGGUGCUCAACAACGCCCCCGUGCUGUGCGUCCACGCCCACCUGGGCUACAUGGACAUGGUUGCCCUGCUGCUGGAAUUCGGCGCCUACGCCGACGCCCCCUCCGAGAGCGGCCUGACGCCGCUCGGCUACGCCGCCGCCGGGGGUCACAUGGCCAUUGUGACAACACUGUGUCACAAGAGAGCCAAGGUGGACCACCUGGACAGGAACGGGCAGUGCGCGCUGGUGCACGCCGCCCUCCGGGGCCACAUGGAGGUGGUGAAGUUUCUCAUCCAGUGCGACUGGAGCGGCGGGUUGGCGCAGCACUCCCCGCAGACCCAGCAGCAAGCCAGCUUCAGCAAGAACCACGCCGUCCAGCAGGCCCUCGUCGCCGCCGCCAGCAUGGGCUACACGGAGAUUGUGUCCUACCUGUUGGACCUGCCAGAGAAAGACGAGGAGGAGGUGGAGCGAGCGCAGAUCAACAACUUUGACUCGCUGUGGGGUGAGACAGCCUUAACGGCUGCCUCGGGCCGUGGGAAGCUGGAUGUGUGCCGCCUGCUGCUGGAGCAAGGCGCCGCCGUGGCGCAGUCCAAUCGGCGAGGCAUCGUGCCGCUCUUCAGCGCCGUUCGCCAGGGCCACUGGCAGAUAGUGGACCUUCUCCUGACACACGGUGCCGAUGUCAACUUGGCCGACAAACAGGGCCGCACGCCUCUCAUGAUGGCCGCUUCGGAGGGACACCUGGGAACGGUGGAGUUUCUGCUCUCGCAAGGAGCCUCUCUGUCUCUGACGGACAAGGAGGGUCUGACGGCGCUCAGCUGGGGCUGCCUCAAGGGUCACCUGCCGGUGGUCCGAUGCCUGGUCGAGAGCGGCGCCGCCACCGACCACGCCGACAAGAACGGCCGAACGCCGCUCGACCUGGCCGCUUUCUACGGCGACUCUGACGUGGUCCAGUUCUUGGUGGACCACGGCGCCAUGAUCGAACAUGUGGACUACAGCGGCAUGCGUCCUCUGGACCGGGCGGUGGGCUGCAGGAACACGUCGGUGGUGGUGGCCUUGCUGAAGAAAGGAGCAAAGAUAGGAUGUCAGACGCUGCCCAGUCGGCCCCGAGGUCCAGCCACGUGGGCCAUGGCCACCUCCAAACCCGACAUCAUGAUCAUCCUGCUCAGCAAGCUCAUCGAGGAGGGCGACGGCUUCUACAAGAAGGGGAAGGUGAAGGAGGCGGCCCAACGCUACCAAUACGCCCUCAAAAAGUUCCCGCGCGAAGGCUUCAGCGAGGACCUCAAAACGUUCAGGGAACUCAAGGUUUCGCUCUUCCUCAACCUGUCCCGAUGUCGCAGGAAAAUGAACGACUUUGGGAUGGCUGAGGAAUUUGCUACCAAGGCCCUUGAACUAAAGCCCAAAUCUUAUGAGGCCUACUACGCCAGGGCCCGGGCCAAGCGAAGUAGCAGGCAGUUUCCUGAAGCCUUGGAGGACCUGAACGAAGCCAUGAAGCAGUGCCCCAACAACCGAGAGAUCCAGCGGCUGCUGCAGCGCGUGGAGGAGGAGUGUCACCAGCUGAGCCAGGGGGAGCUGCUCCAGCCUCCAGACUUGGAGCUGGAGCCUCCCCCCUCCCCGCCUCCCACGCCUCCCCCAGAGGAUGAAGAUUGCCUCUCCAUGCCUCUUCCGCCUCCCCCGGAACCCCGACUGGAGGACAUGGAGCCUGUCCAAGAUCUCUUUGAGGAUGAGGACUACCUAGAGCAGGAGCUAGAGGCCAUGUCCAUGGGACUCCCCCCGCCGGAGUCCCUCAGCAAUCCGUCCAGUCUGCCCAUCAUUCAAAGCCCCCCACUGUCCCCGACAAAUGCAGACCAGAUCUACCUAGGUGAUGGUUCUCCUAUGGGGCAGCCUUAUGAGUACCACCCCACGUCCUCCUCCAUGUCCUCUCCUACUCGCGGGUCUUACCAGGCCACGUCGCCCUCCCUGUCCCCGACGCAUCACAACUCCCACUAUCGACACAGCCCGCACACCUCCCCGGUGCACCAACCGUCUUACCGUUUCAGCCCCCCGCCCAUGGGCAGCAGCGGGCAGGGGAUGGACCGCCAGAGCCCGCCGCCGUCCCCUCUGCGCCGGGCUGCCCAGUACAGAGCCAGCCCGCCGGUGGACAGUGUUUGUUUGUACAGAUCCCAGUCGGGCUCGCCCGUACGCUACCAGACAGAGCAGCACCCCGGGCGACCCAAAUCGCCCCUGUCUAAGAUGAGCAGCCAGCGCUCCUUCCAGCUCAGCUCUCAGCCCUCGUUGUCGUCCCAGCAUCACCAAGCCCAAGGCCUUCGUCUGCAGCCGUCCAUGGCCCAAAUUGUGCGCACAAACCAGCCCAGCAGCAUGAUGGGCAAUAGCGGCUAUGGGGGCCAGAUGGGCCACUCCAUGGGUAGCCGUUACCAGGGCGGCUCGGUGGACGUAGACAGCCGACUGGUGUACCAGCCCUCGCUGGACGGGCGCUCUGUGUCGCAGGUGCAAGCCAGCCUCAGCUCUGGCGCCCUAUGUCAGUACGGCGGCCGAGGAGGGGUCAUGGAGUCGGGCCUGUUGAAGGAUGAGCUACCCCAGCGCCCCUCCUCUGCCUACCGCGCCAGCAGCGGGGGUCCGGCGGGCAUCCGUUACAGUCAGACGCCUCAGAUCAGUCGCAGCCAGUCCGCCGCCUACUACCCCGUCUCCGAGCACGUGCUGGAGCGCGCCAAUGCCAUGCCGCCUUGUCAGCUGGGCUCCCCCGAGGUCCCGCAUAUGGUGAGACGCCCCGUCAGCGCCAACACCGCCGAGAUAAAGCCGCACGUGCCGACCCCUAGGCCCCUCAUCCACUCGCAGAGCGUAGGCCUCCGUUUCUCCCCCUCUAGCAACAAUAUCUCCACCGGCUCCACCUCAAACCUGGCACCGGGCUUCAGGCCAUCCUCCUCCAUCCAGCAGAUGGAGAUCCCCUUGCAAGCCACCUACGAACGCUCCUGCGAUGACAUGUCACCCAUCUCUCCCUCGCAGGGCGGCGGGAGUAUGUAUCAGGGCGAGCCCACUCGCUCUCGGAACACCCCCUUCAUGGGCGUCAUAGACAAGACGGCGCGGACUCAGCAGUACCUGCACCAACCCUCUCGAUCCCGCGGCAUGGAUCGUAUGGACUCGGCCGUCAGCCCCACCUCGCCCGGCCAACUGGUCCAGCAAGGGUCCACCUACAGCCCGCCCACCUCGCUCGGAAACAUCGCCUACUACAACAAGACCAACAACGCACAAAACGGACACCUGCUGGAGGACGACUACUACGCCCAGACCCCACCGCCCUCACUGGGCAAACUGGCCAACGGCUCGCGGGGCACCGGGGACAUCCUGGAGCGGGUCAGCCAAGUGCCCACUUACCCGGACGUGAAGGUGGCCAGGACUCUGCCUGUGGCGCAAGCCUACCAGGACAACAUGUACCGACAACUCUCCCGAGAGACCCGCACACAAGGGCCCUCCUCACCCAUCAAACCAAAGAGACCGUUUGUGGAGUCCAACGUGUAACCGCCGCUCAGACGGCGACGCGCAGAAAGAAACUCUAAGCAACAGGAAAAAGGACUCAUGCGAGAGGGGGCUACACACUUUUAAGGUCUUGGACUUGACUGACCGAUACGCCGUGACUUCACCAACCUGAAACGCUCACAUGCUUAAGUCCAGGUUCUGGACAACAACCAGUGUGCUUCUUUCAAAACCUGCACAGAGACGACGCGGACAACUCCUCGGACUGCUGGACUCGUAUCUUGUGUGCUCUUAACCACGGUCGCUAGUAGACUCUUCAUCGUAAUACAAUACUAUAUGUUCAAUACUGUACAUUGCUCGGCAGAAUACAAAACAGCUCAACAGCUUAAGUACUAAUAGAGAGGAAAUGACCAUAUUUAUAAUUAAGUUAUAUAUUGUACAUAGAAGCCAGAGGAAGCAUCGUUUGAAUCGUAUACCGUUCAUGCUGCCUUGGUGUCCCACUGCUGGUCCAAAGAGGGACGGUCAUGCUAAAACUCUUCACAUAAACUCAACUUUUUUUUUUCUCUUUUUUUUUUCCUCAGACGCAUGUGGUGCGUUAUUUUCCGCAACAUUUUACAUGUUCUUCACAGACCGGGAAGUGUGGGAAUGUGCCAAACAAACAGGUUGAAUCGCCUUUUGAGUAAACACACUUAAAACAUCGGUUAAAUCAGGCCCUAGGCGGCGGCGGAUUAAAGCAAUUUACUAACGUUUGCCUUUGCAGAGCCUCAGAGAAGGCUUCGAUGAAAAGCAAGCAAAUGUGCUUUUAUCCCGCCUACCUUCCGUCUGGUUUCUUUCCAACACAAAGGCUUAAAAAGGUAAGCUCCACUUUUGAGUUUGCCAUUUCUUCCUUAUUCAGAUUGUCAAAUGUAAGCGGCCACGUCAGAUUGUAAUAGACGAUACCUAACAGAGAUUAAGAUUGACGAGGACGUAAAGACUUUUUUUUUCUAGCACAAGUUGUACAGGUGCGGCCUGAUGAGCAUUUUAAAUGUUUUGCUUACGGCACGGCCACAAUUAAUAAUCUGGCUUUGUUUGAAAGAGUGCGAUUUUAAUAAGCGGUACUUGACGCCAUAAAAAUCACCAACCAACCCCGAAAUCCCAGCAUAAGGGAGUUCCAUUUAGUACUGAUAACAUCCCGCUUCAUUUUUUCUGAGCUGGUGUUGCCUGUAUUAUACUUAGUUUCAGAUGUUCUAAAUUGAAGCUAUCCAAGAGUGUACGGUUCAAAUAUAUGUAUUAGUUGGCUGUAAAUAGUCAGAUGCAUGUUUUAUUCUUCUCAAGCGGAAACAUGUAUAGCAGACUGGUGUGCUCCCCUAUCAUUCCCCCCCAAACCUGGUUUCUUUUAUGAUUAAUGUAUUUGCUUGCUGAGCAGAGUUCUCUUGUCUGUACACGUGAGCUUUCAGAUCGCUGUGAUAUAUUAAAAAAAAAAAAGACAUAAUUAUUAAAAAAAAGGUUCAGCAGAAUGUGUUUUUAUCUCAUGCGAACUGAUUGUAACCUGUACAGUACAAUGUAUUGAGAGGAGAAAAACAUAUUUAUAAAUGGUUGCCUACUGAAACAUGUUUAGUCAUUUAUUAUCUAAUUUGUUGACUUCAAAGACGACUGAUAUGUUUAGAUGAUUGCAAAUACUUUAUUAUGUUACACCACAACAAUUUAAGUGGCAUCCUCGCAUUAUAGUUCAUGUACCAGUAAUAUAAUUGAAAG
Syngnathus acus (greater pipefish) is the source of this 8971-nucleotide messenger RNA. It is a transcript of the gene tanc2b, whose product is annotated as tetratricopeptide repeat, ankyrin repeat and coiled-coil containing 2b. Lineage: Eukaryota; Metazoa; Chordata; Actinopteri; Syngnathiformes; Syngnathidae. The transcript has 31 exons. Gene Ontology annotation, cellular component: dendritic spine. Gene Ontology annotation, molecular function: protein binding. The record is from RefSeq and is a predicted model, not a curated record. The coding region runs from base 890 to 7282 and encodes 2130 amino acids. Gene Ontology annotation, biological process: regulation of dendritic spine morphogenesis.